AUGCGCUUCUUCGCUUCCCUUCCGUUGGUCAUUCUAGCCCUGAUCAGCUCUGCUCAGGCCCAGUUCGGCUUCUUCGAUCAAAUGUUCGGCGGUCAGCAGCAACAGCAGCAGCAGCCCCAGAACGUCCCUAGCGACCCUUCGCAGUACCAGCAAAGAUAUGAUGGAUCCUACUGCGAAAACUAUCUCUGCCCCGAUACCCUCGCCUGUGUCCACUUCCCCCAUCACUGCCCUUGCCCCUGGCCCGCGAACCAAGACAAGUUCGAGCUCACUGAGGGAAGCAGUCGAAUCUGCGUCUCGAAAGGUGGCUUUGCUGCCGGCGAGGCUGCAAGGAAGGUUGAGCUGGCUCGCAAGGGUCUGUUGUAG
Molecule: messenger RNA, 363 nt
Organism: Colletotrichum graminicola M1.001
Lineage: Eukaryota; Fungi; Ascomycota; Sordariomycetes; Glomerellales; Glomerellaceae
Exons: 2
Coding region: 1-363 (120 amino acids)
Source: RefSeq, a predicted model, not a curated record